AUGGCCAAUUUUUCCUCCACAGCUUCCAAUCAGAUUCGCUUCCUGCUCAACUCCUUGAACCAAGUCAACUUUGACUCCGUUCUCCACCAACUUUCUCAGUUCACUGAAUUUGGAACCGUUGGAUGCAUUUUGCUGCUCCAAACUUGCUUGGAUCACUUGAAUUAUGUCAGAAGAGAUAGAAAAGAUAUGCAACAUGAGCCGAUUCUCGGGGCAGUAGUUAAGUACCUCUUGGACAAACCAAACUUCAGCACGGUGUUUUCCGAGUCAAUGAAGAAUGUAGACAUUAAUGAAAGCUUUCUCGAAAGCUUUUGUAAUGGAUUGCAGCUGUCUUUAUUGGAGAGAAUUGCCGUCAGUCUUGCUUUAUCUGAUUCUGAAAAUCCUGAUGCCAGACUAUGUGGCAAGAAUUUUUGCAUGACUCAGAUUGAAGACUUGUAUGCCAAUCCUGGUUCUCUGAGUUUCCAUGAGCAAAUUCAUACUGUUAUCACGUUCCUCAAGCAGUCCGAAGGUCUCUCUGAGCAUGUAGAUUUCUUUAUGCAGAUAUUAUCGCUGGUGCAGUUCAAUGACACACCACCUUUUGUAUUGACCCCGAUGCUACCUGACGAGAUGCACGGGGCUGAUUUUUUGAGGUGGAAUAUGGAGUUCAUCCAUGAGAGUGAAGAGAAUGAUUUUGAUGCUAUUUUGGCAGACAUACAGAAGGAAAUGAACAUGGGGGAUCUUGUAAAGGAACUAGGUUAUGGAUGCACAGUUGAUGUCUCACAUUGCAAGGAAGUAUUGUCACUCUUCUUACCUUUAACGGAUAAUAUGCUUGCUAAAUUACUUGGUGCUAUUGCACACUCUCAUGCUGGGCUGGAGGAUAACCAGAGCACAUUCUUAACUUUCGGCGCAGCACUUGGAUACAAUAACUUGUCCGAGUUACCACCACUUAACUCUUGGAAUGUUGACGUGUUGAUAGAUGCGGUCAAGGGUCUUGCACCACAAACCAAUUGGGUCCGUGUCAUUGAAAAUCUUGAUCAUGAAGGAUUUUACCUUCCCAGUGAAGAGGCAUUCUCUUUUCUUAUGUCUGUUUAUAAGCAUGCCUGUAAGGAACCAUUUCCUCUCCGCGCCGUCUGCGGGUCUGUUUGGAAGAAUACUGAGGGUCAGCUGUCUUUCCUUAAAUAUGCUGUAACCGCACCGCCAGAAAUGUUUACAUUUGCACACUCUGCGAGGCAACUGGCAUAUGCUGAUGCAAUUCAUGGCCACAAGCUUCAAAAUGGACAUGCAAAUCAUGCGUGGCUGUGCAUUGACCUUUUGGAUGUCCUAUGCCAGCUAGCUGAGAAAGGUCAUGCCAGUGUUGUUUGGUCAAUCAUGGAUUAUCCCCUUAAACACUGUCCAGAAAUAUUGCUUCUUGGGAUGUCCCAUGUUAAUACUACUUACAACCUCUUCCAGCGAGAAGUAUCUCUGAUUGUUUUUCCCAUGAUAGUAAAAAGUGAUGUUGGUAGUGGAAUGAUUCUACACCUUUGGCACAUAAAUCCCAAUCUGGUCCUGCGAGGCUUCAUGGAUUCUCAAAACGAUGAUGUGGGCAGCAUUGUGAGAAUUGUAGACAUCUGCCAAGAGCUUAAGAUUCUAUUACAGGUGGUGGAAGUCAUUCCCUAUUAUUACAGUAUAAGGUUAGCCGCUGUUGCUUCAAGAAAAAACAUUCUUGACCUUGAGAAGUGGUUGAGUAACAAUUUAACUACAUACAAGGAUGCCUUCUUUGAGGAGUGCCUAAAGUUUUUGAAGGAAGUCCAAGCUGUCGGAUCACAUAAUCUAUCUGACCAAUCUUUUCAUCUGUCUGUUGGUGUUCUGAAUUUCUUUGCUGAUACAACUGCUAUAUUCUUGAAGGUUCUCAAGUCUCAUACUGACUUGGUUACCUCUGGACUACUUUCUGAGGAGCUGGAGAGUUUGCAUAUAUCUAUUAUAGAUUCAAAUCCAAGACUUCAAAAUAGCGAGACUACUGAUUCACCUACUUCUACACAAUUUCCGAAUGAUGUUGAAGAAGAAGCAAACGCGAUCUUCCAAGAGAUGUUUCAUGAUAAGAUAUCCGUCCCUUCAGUGGUGCAAAAUCUAAUCCGAUUCAGUGAAUCUUCUGUGAAAAGAGACAAUUUGAUUUUUGAAUGCAUGAUUGCAAACUUGUUUGAGGAGUAUAAGUUUUACCCAAGGUAUCCAGAAAUGCAACUCAAAAUUGCCGGACUUAUCUUUGGUUCUGUGAUUAAGCAUCAUCUUGUGACACAUCUCUCUCUUGGGAUAGCUCUUCGAUAUGUUCUUGAUGCAUUGCGCAAGCCUGCAGAUUCUAAAAUGUUUAUGUUUGGAAGUUUGGCACUGGAGCAAUUUGUGGAUCGUCUUAUUGAGUGGCCUCAGUAUUGCAAUCACAUUUUGCAAAUUUCCCAUUUGCGCAGCACACAUUCCGAAAUAGUUGCUUUCAUCGAACAGGCUCUUGCUAGGAUAUCCUCUGGUCAUACAGAUGUAGAUGGGACGACUCAUGCUUCCGCUGUUAUCAGUAACCAUAGUUCUGCACAAGCUACAUUAGGUCAUGUAGAGCUCAGCGGCUCCAGCAUCAUACAACCUGGGCAGCAGCAUUUGUCAAUGCAGCUUCAACAGAGACGUGAGAAUCCUCUGGAUGAUUCUCACAAGACCUCUGUUGGUUCGUCGACUGAUAUGAAGCCUCCGUUAGCUUCUCUAGGGCAAUCUUCAGUGAUUAUACCGGCUGAUACUUCUAGUGGCAAUAAGUUACAUAGCACAGUCAGUGCCUCAUCAAUGUUAUCUUCUUCUUCUGGUUUUGUCCGUCCGUCUCGCGGAACCACUUCUACCAGGUUUGGAUCUGCCUUGAAUAUUGAAACUUUGGUCGCUGCUGCAGAGAAAAGAGAAACUCCUAUUGAGGCUCCGGGGUCAGAGGUUCAGGACAAGAUAUCAUUCCUAAUUAAUAAUAUAGCUUCUACUAAUACCGAGGCCAAAGCAAAAGAACUCACUGAAAUUUUGAAAGAGCAGUACUAUCCAUGGUUUGCACAGUAUAUGGUCAUGAAAAGAGCAAGCAUCGAGCCAAAUUUCCAUGACAUGUACCUGAAAUUCUUAGACAAAGUUAAUUCAAAGGCUUUGAACAGAGCGAUUAUCCUGGCAACAUAUGAAAAUUGCAAGGUUCUUUUAGGAUCCGAACUUAUAAAGUCAAGUUCAGAAGAGCGCUCUUUGCUUAAAAAUCUGGGGAGCUGGCUUGGAAAGUUGACAAUUGGACGGAAUCAAGUUUUGAGGGCUCGGGAAAUAGAUCCGAAAUCUUUGAUUAUAGAGGCAUAUGAGAAGGGGCUGAUGAUUGCUGUUAUUCCAUUUACUUCAAAGGUCCUUGAACCAUGCCAAAACAGUCUUGCAUAUCAGCCCCCUAAUCCUUGGACCAUGGAUAUGAAGGAUGUCACACCAACUUCUCUCCUGAAGGAUUGUAAAAGAGAAAUUGAAGGAAACCCUGAUUUCUCUAAUAAAGAUGUUGGAGCAUCACCACAGAUGAUUUCUGAUAUAAAAUCCAGCCUUGUUCCUCCAGUAAAUCAAGUAGAGCUACCACUUGAAGUCCCCAAUCCAUCCAAUAGCGGGGCUCAUCCACAUAUGAUGUCUCAGUAUGCUGGCCCACUUCAUAUUUCCUCGGGAACCUUGAUGGAAGAUGAGAAAGUAGCACCUCUGAGCUUAUCUGAUCAAUUACCUUCUGCUCAAGGACUGUUACAGGCAAAUACUGCUCCAGCACCUUUCCAGCUCCCAACACAGAUACAUACUAUUGGAUCUCAUGUUAUUAUAAAUCCAAAGCUCAGUGGUUUUGGGUUACAGAUUCAUUUUCAAAGAGCGGUACCUAUUGCAAUGGACAGAGCCAUCAAAGAAAUAGUGUCCAGUAUUGUGCAGCGUAGUGUUUCCAUAGCAACCCAGACUACCAAGGAACUUGUUUUAAAGGAUUAUGCUAUGGAAUCAGAGGAGAAACGUAUUAGAAAUGCAGCAAACUUGAUGGUUGCUAGUCUGGCUGGGAGUUUGGCUCACGUGACAUGCAAAGAACCUUUACGGGCAUCAAUAUCAAAUCAACUGAAGACUUCACUUCAGAGUUUAAAUAUUGGAAAUGAAAUUUUGGAACAAGCUGUGCAACUUGUUACCAAUGAUAAUCUAGAUCUUGGUUGUGCAGUCAUUGAAAAUGCCGCCACUGAUAAGGCAAUAAAGACCAUGGAUACAGAGAUUAGUCAACAACUUUCUUUGAGAAAGAAGCAGCGAGAAGGUAUGGGUUCUACAUUUUUUGAUGCAAAUUUGUAUCCACAAGGUUCUAUGGGUGGUGUUCCAGAGCCCCUUCGCCCUAAACCUGGUCAGUUGUCCCUGUCACAACAACGUGUCUAUGAGGACUUUGUUCGGCUUCCGUGGCAAAACCAGUCUAGCCAGAGUUCACAUUCAAUGUCCGCCAGUGUUUCUGUUCAAUCUGCCAAUAGUGGUAUUACUGGCACCAGUGCUCCUGCAUCAGGACAGAUAAACCCUGGCUACGCUCUAACCACAGGAUAUGAGCGGCUCUCUCGACCAAUAGAUGAUAUGCCAGAACCUAAUUUUGCUCCACAUCAUAGUGCUUCCUCAAUUAACAUUAGAGCAGCCGACAAUGUUUCCCAUCAUAGUAUGGAGAAAGACUCCGUUGCCUCGUUUCCUUCAACUGCUUCCACCCCUGAGUUGCUUGCAGUGGAUUCUUCAGAUGCUGUGAAAGAAUCUGGAGCUUCUUCACAGCCACUGGUUUCAUCAGGUGCCGUGGAGCGCAUUGGAAGUAGCUUCUUGGAAUCAUCUCUCUCUACAAGGGAUGCUCUGGAUAAAUACCAAAUUGUUGCACAAAAGUUGGAGGCUCUGGUCAACAAUGAUUCGAGGGAGGCAGAAAUACAGGGAGUCAUUUCUGAGGUACCUGAAAUCAUACUCAGAUGUGUUAGUCGAGAUGAGGCCGCUUUAGCUGUGGCUCAAAAGGUUUUCAAGGGUUUAUAUGACAAUGCUUCAAACAGCGUUCAUGUCUAUGCGUAUCUUGCAAUCCUGACUGCCAUUCGUGAUGUUUGCAAGCUUGCUGUCAAAGAGCUUACUAGUUGGGUAAUUUACUCGGAUGAAGAGAGGAAAUACAAUAAAGAUAUUACUGUUGGUCUCAUCCGUAGUGAACUACUUAAUAUAACCGAGUACAAUGUUCACAUGGCAAAACUUAUUGACGGGGGAAGAAACAAGGCUGCUACGGAGUUUUCAAUCUCUCUUCUUCAAACCCUGGUCAUUGAGGAACCAAAAGUUGUUUCAGAACUUCACAAUCUUAUCGAUGCUUUGGCAAAGCUUGCUACAAAGCCUGGAUACCCUGAAUCGUUGCAACAACUCAUUGAGAUGAUCAAGAAUCCUGUUACUUUAUCUGCUAGUAAUGCUGGAAAUGAGGAUAAAUCGAGGCAAUCAAGAGACAAUAAGGGUCCUAGUCUGCUAGUUGCAAACAGGGAAGACUUAAGCAUUGUAGAUUCUGCCAAACCUGAUCCUGCUAGAUUCCGUGAGGAGGUGUCCAUGUUGUUUGCUAAAUGGUAUGGUAUAUGUGAACUUCCUGGUGCCAAUGAUACAUCUGCUACCCACUUCAUCCUACAGUUGCAUCAGAACGGGCUGCUUAAGGGGGAUGACAUGACAGAUCGCUUUUUCCGUCUGUUGAUGGAAAUCGCAGUUGCACAUUGCUUAUCCACCGAGGGGAAUAAUUCAGGAGCACUGCAAUCUCCUCAACAAAUGCUGUCAAUGUCAUUUCUCGCAAUUGAUAUUUAUGCAAAGCUUGUCUUCUCAAUCUUGAAGGGAUCAAGCAAACUUUUUCUUCUCUCCAAGAUUCUAGCAGUUACUGUCAGAUUUAUUGUAAAAGAUGCAGAGGAGAAGAAGGUCUCUUUUAAUCCCAGACCAUAUUUCAGACUGUUCAUCAACUGGCUUCUAGAUCUCGGCUCACUUGAGCCUGUUACAGAUGGUGCAAAUCUCCAGAUUUUGACUGGAUUUGCCAAUGCAUUUCAUGCUCUGCAGCCACUCAAAGUUCCUGGAUUCAGUUUUGCUUGGCUGGAGUUGGUUAGUCACAGGAGCUUCAUGCCAAAAAUGCUGACUGGUAAUCUUCAAAAAGGUUGGCCUUAUAUCCAAAGGUUGCUUGUAGAUUUGUUCCAAUUUAUGGAGCCUUUUCUGAGGCAUGCCGAGCUAGGAGAUCCGGUCCGUGUUCUCUACAAGGGAACACUUAGGGUGCUCUUGGUGCUACUUCACGACUUCCCAGAGUUCCUUUGUGAUUAUCACUUUACCUUCUGUGAUGUGAUCCCUCCAAGUUGCAUACAGAUGCGAAAUAUUAUUCUAAGUGCAUUUCCGCGUAGUAUGAGGCUUCCAGACCCUUCAACUCCAAAUUUGAAGAUUGAUUUGCUUCAAGAAAUAACUCAAUCCCCUCGGAUUCUUUCUGAGGUUGAUGCAGCAUUGAAAGCAAAGCAGAUGAAGACUGACAUAGAUGAAUACCUUCAGACAAGGGAACAGCCUUCUCCACUUUUAUCUGAAUUAAAAGAGAAGCUGCUACUCUCACCAAAUGAAGCUGCCUCUGCCGGCACCCGGUACAACGUGCCAUUAAUCAACUCCCUUGUACUGCAUGUUGGAAUGCAGGCAAUCGAGCAGCUCAAGGCUCGAGCUCCUCAUGCACAGUCACCACAAACUACAUAUGGGCUGGCUGUAUUUUCUGUUGGUGCUGCUUUGGAUAUUUUCCAGACUUUAAUCGUUGACUUGGAUACAGAAGGGCGCUACCUUUUCCUAAAUGCUGUUGCUAACCAACUGCGUUAUCCCAACACUCACACACACUACUUUUCCUUCGUCAUCCUUUACUUGUUUGCAGAAUCAAACCAGGAAAUUAUCCAAGAGCAAAUUACGAGAGUCUUGCUAGAACGCCUUAUAGUAAAUCGACCUCAUCCCUGGGGACUCCUCAUUACUUUCAUUGAGCUGAUCAAGAAUCUAAGGUAUAAUUUCUGGAACCGGUCAUUCAUAAGAUGUGCACCAGAGAUUGAAAAACUUUUUGAAUCAGUCUCGAGAUCUUGUGGAGGUCCGAAACCAGUAGAAGAGAGUAUGGUUUCGGGUUGGGUCUGA
Molecule: messenger RNA, 7101 nt
Organism: Vicia faba (fava bean)
Lineage: Eukaryota; Viridiplantae; Streptophyta; Magnoliopsida; Fabales; Fabaceae
Source: the annotation of a GenBank genome assembly